This is a messenger RNA of Rhagoletis pomonella (apple maggot), 1192 nucleotides long. RefSeq names its product neither inactivation nor afterpotential protein C-like. Lineage: Eukaryota; Metazoa; Arthropoda; Insecta; Diptera; Tephritidae. Gene Ontology annotation, molecular function: ATP binding; cytoskeletal motor activity. The transcript is spliced from 4 exons. The annotation marks the transcript as partial. Gene Ontology annotation, cellular component: myosin complex. The record is from RefSeq and is a predicted model, not a curated record.
ACCUGAAAUUACUUCACGGGCCGAUGUAUGGGCACUUGGUAUAACAACAAUUGAACUAGCAGAUGGCCAACCGCCUUUUGCCGAUAUGCAUCCCACCCGCGUUAUGUUCCAAAUAGUACGUAAUCCUCCGCCUACUUUAUUACGACCAACAAAUUGGUCUCAGCAAAUUAAUGAUUUCAUAUCGGAGUGUUUGGAAAAAACUGUUGAAAAUCGCCCAAUGAUGGUUGAAAUGAUUGAACAUCCGUUUUUGAACGAACUAUUCGACAACGAUGAAGAAAUACAAGCAGAUAUUCGUGAGCUGCUGGUUUUCUGUAGAGACGCUCCAGCUAUAUAUAAGGAACCAGAAAUAUUCGUUGAUCGUGGUUAUAUAAAACGCUUCGAUGGAAAGCCAGAACGUAUGUAUCCAGAAGACUUAGCAGCUAUCGAGAAUCCAACGGAAGAACUCAUUUCGGACUCACUUAGAAACCGCAUGGAACUUGGCGGGUCUUAUAGUUUUAUCGGAGACAUUUUAUUGUCGCUAAACUCUAAUGAUUUACAACUAGAUUUCGAUGAAGAGUUUCACAUUAAAUAUAAAUUUAAGUCACGUUCACAAAAUUCUCCACACAUAUUUGCUGUGGCUGAUAUUGCUUACCAGGAUAUGCUUCAUCAUAAGGAACCGCAGCAUAUCGUGUUUUCAGGAGAAAGCUUUUCCGGAAAAUCAACCAAUGUCCGUUUACUCAUAAAUCAUUUAUGUUAUCUUGGAUCUGGCAAUCGUGGAGCUACCACACGAGUGGAAAACUCAAUCGAUGCAAUUCAAAUGCUCGUUAAUGCUGGCACACCUAUCAACAAUGAGUCUACAAGAUGCGUGUUGCAGUACUUCCUAACGUUCGGGCAGACAGGAAAACUCAGUGGAGCCGUUUUCAAUAUGUAUAUGCUGGAAAAGCUUCGAGUUUCCACAACCGAUAUGAAUCAACACAAUUUCCAUAUCUUCUACUAUUUUUACGACUUUAUGAAUAGUAAAAAUUUACUAAGAGAAUACCAUUUAAACAGUGAUCGUGGCUAUCGUUGUCUUCGAAUACCUGCAGAAUCCCAACCUACUAAACUAAAAUACCAUCGCGAUGAUCCCAUUGGAAAUGUAGAGAAUUAUAAACGAUUUGAAUCUAUUUUGCAGGACCUUGAUUUUAAUCAUAAACAGCUGGAAACUUUGCGGAAG